Molecule: messenger RNA, 237 nt
Organism: Mesocestoides corti
Lineage: Eukaryota; Metazoa; Platyhelminthes; Cestoda; Cyclophyllidea; Mesocestoididae
Source: the annotation of a GenBank genome assembly
AUGUUGUCGGCCGAGUGGUCUUUUGUUACGCUCUACCUUCCGCCGCCACAGUCGCCGCCACCACCACCACCGUUGCCACUGCCACCGCUGUGGACUGGACUAGUGUUCUGCGAACUCUUCGCUGUGUCUCCACCACGCGUUCGUGUUUGCAGAAUGCUGAGUCGAAGUGGUGUCGCAAACGUCACGUCUGGCAAUCAUCCGCGGUGUACCAGACAGAUGGGAGGUCUGGUGGUGUAG